AUGCAUUGGAAGUGGGGAGGUGCAGUCCUCGUCCAACUUGCAGUGACAGCAAUAUGUUGGCCGUACGAUGAGUCUCUUACUGAUUUCAAUCUCAAUGAGAACAAAGAAGCAAGCAAUCCGGCUGAAUAUUGGGGUGAAUGGCCCAACCAUACAUAUUUCCCUUCGCCCGAGAACUGGCGUUUUCCCAUAUACACUUUGUUUCUUGACCGUUUUGUAAAUGGGGAUCCAACGAACGAUAACAGCAAUGAUACACUCUUUGAGCAUGACUUGAACUCCAAUCAGAUGCGUCACGGCGGUGACGUUGUUGGUUUGGUGGACACCUUGGAUUAUUUACAAGGCAUGGGAAUCAAGGCAAUUUACUUGGCUGGAUUAGUCUUGAUGAAUCAACCCUGGGGUUCCGAUGGAUACUCGGCCCUUGAUACUACCCUGCUCGACCAACACUUCGGCACAAUUCAGACCUGGAGAGAUGCUGUCACUGAGAUUCACAAUCGAGGCAUGUACGUCAUUUUUGACAACACCGUUGCCACUAUGGGGGACUUGAUUGGGUUUGAAGGCUAUCUGAAUACAACAACGCCGUUUUCACCAAGCGAACACAAAGCGCAAUGGAAGUCAGACCGCCGCUAUCUUGAUUUUCAUUUCGACAACUCCUACAACCAAACAUGUGAAUACCCUCGCUUCUGGAAUGAGACCGGUUUUCCCGUGGAAGGGUACGUUCAAGAAGAGUUAAAGGGAUGCUAUAACAGUGAUUUCGACCAGUAUGGCGAUAUCGAAGCUUUCGGUGUUUACCCUGACUGGCAACGUGAACUAGCAAAGUUUGCCUCUGUUCAAGACCGUCUUCGGGAAUGGGUACCUAGUGUCAGAGAACGUCUUAUUCGCCAUUCUUGCAUCAUUAUCUCCUCCCUUGACAUUGAUGGUUUUCGAUACGACAAAGCUACACAGGCCACAGUCGAUGCUCUAGGUGAUAUUUCAGGUGCCUAUAGAGAAUGUGCUCGACGAGUUGGCAAGACCAACUUUUUCUUGCCUGGGGAGAUUACCGUCGGAAAUAACCUAGGCUCAGUCUUUCUGGGCCGUGGACGUCAGCCUGAUAUGCUUCCCCAGACGCUAGACGAAGCGUUUCAAUUGACGAACUCGUCAGCAGACGUCUUUAUUCGAGAUGAGAAUCAGCAAGCUAUAGAUGGUGCUGCUUUUCAUUAUUCGAUUUACCGAUCUCUCACUCGAUUUUUGGGCAUGGAUGGAAACCUGGCAGCCGGGUAUGAUAUUCCAGUCAACUGGACUGAAGCGUGGUAUGAGAUGGUUCUUACCAAUGAUCUCAUCAACGCAAAUACUGGAAAGUUCGAUCCGCGUCAUAUGUAUGGAGUGACAAAUCAAGAUGUCUUCCGCUGGCCGACUGUCGAGAUGGGCAUCGAGAGACACCUUCUUGGUCUUUUUAUAACAACACUGCACAUGCCUGGGAUACCAUUACUGUUGUGGGGCGAGGAGCAGGCAUUUUACAUUCUCGAUGCGACAGCUUCAAACUAUAUCUACGGCCGCCAGGCAAUGUCUCCUGCGACGGCAUGGAAGACUCAUGGUUGCUUUGAGCUGAUUUCAGAACAAUAUUUCAACUGGCCGAUCAAAUCUGGGCGAUUAGGGUGUCACGAUGAGACUGCCACAUAUGAUCACCGCGAUCCUUCUCACUUCAUGCGAAAUAUCAUCAAGCACAUGUAUCAAUUGAGAGAGGACUUUCCUGCACUCAAUGAUGGCUGGUGGAUACAAUUGCUGUCGAACCAGACUCGCAAUAUCUACUUACCCGGCUCGAACGGGUUGCCGACGGAGACAGGAAUGUGGUCUGUCCUACGUAGCCCUUACUACCAAGGACAGGAUCUUGGGGCGUCAGGGAAUCAGACCAUCUGGUUUGUUUAUCAGAACGACAACAAGACUGUGACUUACGACUUUGACUGCUCCAACCCACGUGCAGCCCUCGUUGCUCCGUUUAACACCAACACCACUGUCAAGAAUCUAUUCUACCCACACGACGAACUGACUCUUAGAGACAGUGCUGUUAGAAUGCAUCUCAAUGGAUCACAGGAGUCCAAUGGCUGUCUUGAUAGCGUAACACUUCGACCCUAUGAGUUUAGGGCCUACGUUCCGAAAGAUAAGUUCAUACCUCCUCGUCCGAUGAUCACAAAGUUUACUCCUGGGCAUGACGUACCUGUGCUUUCCAAGGUUGUACCCGGAGAGAGUGAGAGCCUUGAUAUUGGCUUGUACUUCUCAACGGAGAUGAACUGUACAAGUGUGUCACAAGCAAUGUCACUCGAGUCAUCAACUGAAACUGGAUCCAUUCCGUCCCUCGACCUGGGAACGGUCGAUUGCGGAGCUAUUGUGGAUGACGACUUGUCCUACUCUGGCCAAAUUCCAGCAACUUGGGCGUGGACAGCCACUCUAACGGGUGUUGAAAAUGGAAUCCAUCGGCUCACAGUCCAUAACGCGACAAGCAUUGAUGGGCGUACCACAAAUGCUGUUGACCACUUUUUGAUUCGGAUCGGCCAACAUGACAACCCGAUGAUCUUCACUUCUGCCAAUUACUCUACGAGCCUUCUUCACGAGCGAAAAGACGGUACUCUCUAUGUUCAGCAACAUGCAGCUGGUGCAGACAUGUAUCGCUACUCGACCAAUUGGGGCAGUUCAUUCAGCGAGUGGCUACCAUAUCAUGGAGGAAACCACUCCAUCGAAGAGCUACCUUGGUCGGGGACGAAGAAACAGGAAUGGAAAGGAAAGCACGUCCGUGUCGAGUACUGGAGCCGCCUCACUGGAAGUAGUGACUAUUUCCAAGAGGGCGAUGGUCCCGAUUGGAAGUCCCAUGUCCCUCGUCGAUGGCCUCAUAUUUUCUUCAAUGGGCCUUUCAACGAAUACGGAUACGAUGCUGGCCUUGCAAAUAUAGUGAAACAAGAUAUUGAUGGGCUUUGGAAGUUCCGAUUCAUGGCAGAGUGGCCAGCUCAAGGUCAACUCAAUGUUUGGGGCAUCAACCCUGACGGCAAACCUGAUCAGAGCUACAUCUUUGGAGAUGCCGAUGGCGACUCUGUUCUCGAUCGACUACCACCGUCUUCUCGCAGCGCGAGGACUAUAAACAUUACCGAACAUCCACCGGACCCGCACUUGGCCUGGAGAAUUCACGUUGAUGACGCCACUUUGCGAUUUAAAUUGAUUCCAGCGGGCUCGAAAUAUGUGCAGAUGGCACUCUACUUCUUAUUGUGGAUUCUCCCAGUGAUUACGGCUACAACUUGUGCCUACAUUUUCAAGAAAACAUUCUACCGAAUCAAAUUCAACCAGGUUGGCGUGAGCGAGAAGAAGACUCUCAUCUCUCUCGAAUUUCUCAAGAGGUUCAAAGCGGACAGUUUCGGAGACGGAGAGCCUCGAAGUCUGAUUGCCCGAGUAGCAAACAAGUCGAGGUUUCUCCAAAGUACCUCUGCCUUUGGCAAUCGCACCUCCCACAAACGCAAGGUCCUUGUCGCGACCAUGGAGUACGAUAUUGACGACUGGGGGAUUACGAUCAAAAUUGGUGGCUUGGGCGUCAUGGCUCAGCUCAUGAGCAAGCAACUUGGCCACCUAGAUCUCAUCUGGGUCAUUCCAUGCGUCGGUGGAAUAGAAUACCCAGUGGACAAGCCCGCGGGAUCGAUGUUUGUUAUGAUCCUUGGAAACUCCUACGAAGUCAAGAUUCAGUAUCAUGUUCUCAGGAAUAUUACCUAUGUGCUUCUCGAUGCGCCAGUGUUCCGUCAACAAUCCGCCAAGGAGCCAUAUCCAGCUCGAAUGGAUGAUCUCGACAGCGCGAUCUAUUAUUCGGCUUGGAACCAGUGCAUUGCCCAGGCACUCAAGCGGUUCCCAGUGGAUUUAUACCACGUCAACGACUAUCACGGCGCAAUUGCAACUCUGUAUCAAUUACCCGAGACGAUCCCGAUCUGCCUUUCUCUUCAUAACGCAGAAUUUCAGGGCCUAUGGCCGAUGCGCACACAAAAAGAAAAGAUCGAGGUCUGCUCCGUCUUUAAUCUUGAUAUAGAAGUUGUCGCUCGCUACGUUCAGUUUGGUGAGGUCUUUAAUUUGCUUCACGCGGGUGCGAGCUACUUGCGUCUUCAUCAGCAAGGUUUUGGCGCAGUCGGGGUGUCCAAGAAAUAUGGCAAGAGAUCCUACGCACGCUACCCUAUCUUCUGGGGCCUGAGAAAAGUUGGAAAUUUGCCAAACCCAGACCCCUCAGACACUGGAGAGUGGAAUAAAGAGUUACCCAAAGAGAGUGAGAUCAGUGUUGACAGCGAGUACGAAGUUCGGCGGGCUGAAUUCAAGCGCCAAGCACAAGAAUGGGCUGGUCUUGAACAGAUUCCCAAUGCUGAUCUCAUGGUAUUCGUUGGCAGAUGGUCUAUGCAAAAGGGCAUUGAUCUGAUUGCAGAUGUGAUGCCUGGUGUGCUGGAGUCUCGACCUAAUGUUCAGCUCAUCUGUGUGGGACCCGUCAUCGAUCUAUAUGGCAAGUUUGCCGCGCUGAAGCUAGAUCGGAUGAUGAAGCUUUACCCAGGUCGCGUGUUUUCAAGUCCGCAAUUCACGGUAAUGCCUCCUUUCAUCUUUUCCGGUGCAGAGUUUGCAUUGAUUCCCUCUCGCGACGAACCAUUUGGAUUGGUGGCCGUUGAAUUCGGACGCAAAGGUGCUCUUGGUAUCGGUGCUCGGGUGGGUGGACUAGGACAGAUGCCCGGUUGGUGGUAUACAGUUGAGUCGACGACGACUUCACACCUUUUGAAGCAGUUCAAGCUUGCUAUCGACAGCGCCUUGAAUUCCGAACCCGAUACCAGAGCCAUGAUGCGUGCCAGGUCAGCUAAACAACGCUUCCCUGUUGGUCAAUGGAUUGAAGAUUUGGAAAUCCUCCAGUCCACUGCGAUUCGUGUUCACAACAAGGAGCGAGCAAAAACUCAGGCGCAUUCAACUGCUGCUCCUUCUGGAUACAAUACUAUCUACGGGAUGAUGACACCUCAGGCUGCUGUAUCGGGUAGGUCUGGUGCCUCAAGUGGUACAUUGACUCCGCCAACACGGUCAUCCAGCCGCCCGGGUACGAUGGCUUCUUUACAGCGAAGCUCUGUCGUCUAUAGCCGUGAUCCAAGUCCUGCCGACGGAAGACCCAAGUCAGGCCUCAGUCGGCAUCUUUCGUUUGGCAUGAGUGUCGGUCCAAGACCAGCCUCGGCACCUUUUGAAAGUCGUGGACGAAGAGACCUUGGGAAAGCAAGUCUGAUGGAGGCAGAGGAAUUGCAGAACGGAGGAUCACCAGAUACCGAGGAUGAAAGUGAUGAUGAGAUGAUGGCCACUUGCUAUGGUGAUGAAGAAUAUCCAAUGACAGGAGAUUCCACGGAAAGAGGACGCCGACUGGAAAAUUCCUCUCAAGGUCUUCCGUCUCCGGGAAUCCCUCUUACCAAGGAGCUUCUAUCAACUCGGCAUUCAAGCCAGGCUUCUGUUCUUGGUCAAUCCAUCGGCAGUCCUUCGAGCUCAACAGCGCCUAGUACAGUUGGAAUAGAAGACACACUGCUUCCGCCAUCAAGACCUUGGGCAGAUGCUGGGAACCGGCUCAGCAAUGCUUCAGUCUUAUCUGUAGAUUCUGUUGUUGGGGACAAGAAAGAUUAUAAGCUUCAAAAGGUUGACCCUUUCUUCACUGACAGCAGUGGAGAGUACUACAGGGCCUUCGAAAAGAAGCUGAAUGAUCUGAACGGCGCAAAUUCGGACUCUCUGCUCUGUAUUGAGCAAUAUCUUGAAAAAAGCGAGAAGAAGUGGUUUGAUCGAUUCCGAGAUGCGCGUCUCGGCCGCAAUCAAUCUCCAGCCCCUUCAAUGCAAACUGGCAAAGCAGGUGGUAGCGGCUCUCCUCCAGCCUCUAUCACCAAUGACGAUACAACGUCUCACGAAAGUGGUGGGCAGGAGCGGAAGGCAAACGAUGAAUUCCUCCUUGGAGAUGACUAUGUGCCACCUACUGGUUUGAAGAAGUGGAUGCAGAUGCGUAUCGGCGACUGGCCCGUUUACUCCUUGUUCCUCGGUCUCGGUCAGAUCAUUGCUGCCAAUUCCUAUCAGAUCACCCUGCUGACAGGUGAAGUUGGUCAAAGCGAGGCAAAGUUAUAUGGAAUUGCAACAGUGUAUUUGGUCACGUCCAUCCUGUGGUGGCUAUUCUUCCGAUUCUGCAAGUCUAUUCUGGUUCUAACAGUCCCGUGGUUCCUAUACGGGACUGCGUUCCUGAUCAUUGGCCUUGCUCACUUUGAGUCUAACUCCUUCACCAGGGGCUGGAUUCAAAAUAUCGGCAGUGGAGUCUACGCUGCAGCUUCAUCAAGCGGAUCAAUCUUCUUUGCACUCAAUUUCGGUGAUGAAAGUGGCGCUCCGGUUAAGCAAUGGGUGUUCCGUGCCUGUCUGAUUCAGGGCACACAGCAGGCGUAUGUGAUAGCUCUCUGGUACUGGGGCUCCACAUUGACAAAAGCUUCCAAUGCUGGAAUCAUGGAUGCACAGGGUAAUAUCACGAACACGUGGAGAAUGACAGCCAUCUGUACACCCAUCACUGCUUUCCUGUGGGGAAUUGGUCUCCUGGUUUACUUUGGUUUGCCCAACUACUACCGCCAGACACCCGGCAAAGUCCCGUCAUUCUACAAAUCAGUCUUCCGACGCAAGAUUUUGCUGUGGAAUUGGGUGGUGGUCAUUCUCCAGAAUUUCUUCUUGAGUGCUCCCUACGGUCGUAACUGGAAUUUCCUCUGGAUCUCCAAUCAUGCCAAGCCAUGGCAAAUCCUUUGCCUUUGCGUCGCAUUCUUCGGAUUCGUCUGGAUAGCAACCCUGCUGCUACUCGCCUGGGUAUCCAAAUCACACAGUUGGAUCCUACCCAUCGUAGCCUGCGGUCUUGGAGCACCCCGAUGGGCACAAAUAUGGUGGGGAACAUCAGGUUCAGGCCUUUUCCUCCCAUGGGCAGGGAAUUAUGUCUCCGGAGCGUUGGUCUCGCGAAGUCUCUGGUUAUGGCUUGGUGUGAUGGAUGCCUUGCAGGGCCUCGGGUUUGGCAUGAUCCUCUUGCAAACUCUUACACGUAUGCAUAUCUGUUUCACGCUUCUUGUGUCGCAGGUUAUUGGCUCGAUUGCGACUAUUUGUGCCAGAGCUUUUGCACCGAAUAGGAUUGGGCCUGGGCCUAUAUCUCCUGAUAUCACGGCUGGAGCAGGUGCAUUGGCGAACGCGUGGUUCUGGAUUGCCUUGGUCUUCCAAUUGAUGAUUUGUGGCGGCUUCCUUCUCUUCUUCCGCCGUGAGCAGCUUUCGAAACCCUAG
Molecule: messenger RNA, 7287 nt
Organism: Penicillium subrubescens
Lineage: Eukaryota; Fungi; Ascomycota; Eurotiomycetes; Eurotiales; Aspergillaceae
Gene: ags2
Product: alpha-1,3-glucan synthase Ags2
Exons: 5
Coding region: 1-7287 (2428 amino acids)
Biological process (GO): fungal-type cell wall (1->3)-alpha-glucan biosynthetic process
Cellular component (GO): fungal-type cell wall
Molecular function (GO): alpha-1,3-glucan synthase activity
Source: RefSeq, a predicted model, not a curated record